This is a messenger RNA of Nicotiana tabacum (common tobacco), 968 nucleotides long. The record is from RefSeq and is a predicted model, not a curated record. Lineage: Eukaryota; Viridiplantae; Streptophyta; Magnoliopsida; Solanales; Solanaceae.
CAAGUUGGAUAUUUUUGGAGCAAAAUUUACUUCAAUAAAUGUUACUUAAAUAACUUCUAGUAUUUUUUAUUUUACAUUUUCUCAUGUCAAAUCAACACAAUUUGUCAACUGAUCUCCCCACCACACACAACAUCGUAUAUCAGAUGGAUAUUGUUGGGCAAAAAGAAAAAGAGUAGGAGUAAUGAUUUCUUACUUUUAUUAUCACCAAACACUGCGUUAAAUGCUGGCCUCGCCGUCUCCGGCGAUGAUUCCUCUGACUCCUCCAAAAUCCUUACAAUCCUCACUUUUACCAACUCUCCAACCUCGCCUCCGCAAAAAGCUAAAUCUGAGAAAUGGAACUAAUUGCAGGUGCAGGGCAGAGUUUGCAAAUAACGACGCUACUAUUGCCGUGGCUAUCGGUGUCUGCGUUCUCAGCUCGUUGGUUUUCCCGAGUCCGACUACUUACUCGGAGCCGGAUGACGAUGACGGUGAGUCCGUGAUUGAUUCUGGUGAUGCGAGGUUUACUGUGAUGGCAAUUAUCAGCUUAAUUCCGUAUUUUAAUUGGUUGAGUUGGGUUUUCGUGUGGUUGGAUACUGGGAAACUGCGUUAUGCUAUUUUUGCUCUUGUGUAUUUGGCUCCAUAUGUAAGAUCCAAUCUCUCUUUAUCUCCUGAAGAUAGCUGGCUACCAAUUGUUAGCAUCCUCUUGUGCAUCUUCCACGUUCAGGCCGAUACAUAUGAGCAAAAAAACUUAUUGCCUCCACCACAGGAGGAAAAGAUAAGCAGGUCCAUAAUUCCCACAAGGCCGCCGCCCGACUUGAAUGAAGAUGGAGAUGAUCAUACUCCUCUUUAAGACUCAGUUUAAGUACUAUGAUAUGAUAUUCAAAUUGCAAGAACAAUGAAAGCAAAGCGGCAAAUCCACCUCUGCUGCAAUAAUCAACAAGGUUCUGAAGUGGCAGAUCAAUUGCUAAGUGAUUUAGCAUCAGUGGGAG